Tarenaya hassleriana is the source of this 1558-nucleotide messenger RNA. Its product is annotated as serpin-ZX-like. NCBI's taxonomy places the organism in Eukaryota, Viridiplantae, Streptophyta, Magnoliopsida, Brassicales, Cleomaceae. The transcript is spliced from 2 exons. The record is from RefSeq and is a predicted model, not a curated record. The coding region runs from base 118 to 1293 and encodes 391 amino acids. Gene Ontology annotation, molecular function: serine-type endopeptidase inhibitor activity.
UUUCACACGCCCGAAUGCCAAUCUAUUCAUCGUCUCUCUCUCUCCCCUCUGGUUUCUGCAGUCACUUCUUGGUUGACGACCUCUACUCACAAACCCUCCGAUCUCUCUCCUGCGAAAAUGGACGUCCGAGAAUCCAUCGCCAACCAAAACAACGUCGCUUUGACCCUCUCGAGCCACGUCAUCUCCUCCAUCGCCGGAGACUCCAAUUUCGUCUUCUCUCCGGCGUCGAUCAACGUUGUCCUUGGCAUCAUCGCCGCCGGCUCCGGCGGAUCCACCAAGGACCAGAUCCUAUCCUUCCUUCGGGCUUCGUCCUCCGAUCAUCUUAACGCCUUUUUCUCCGAGAUCGCCUCUGUCGUCUUUGCCGACGGCAGCCCCAACGGCGGCCCGAAGAUCUCUGCUGCCACCGGAGCCUGGAUCGAUAAGUCUCUCGCGUUCAAACCUUCUUUCAAGGAUCUUCUUGAGGGUUCUUACAAGGCAACUUCGAAUCAGACUGAUUUUCAGACCAAGGCUAUUGAAGCAGCAGGGGAGGUGAAUUCAUGGGCCGAAAAGCAGACCAAUGGUCUCAUCAAGGAGCUUCUUCCAUCUGGGUCUGUUGACAGUAUGACUAAACUCAUAUUUGCAAAUGCUUUGUACUUCAAAGGAGCAUGGCAUGAGAAAUUUGAUUCGUUGGUAACAAAAGAUGACGACUUUCACCUCAUUGACGGUACCUCAGUGCGUGUGCCCUUCAUGACCAGCACGAAGAAACAGUACAUAAGCGCUUACGAUCGUUUCAAAGUACUGGGGCUCCCUUACCAACAAGGGGAGGACAGGCGUCAGUUCUCUAUGUACUUCUAUCUUCCUGAAGAGAAGAACGGAUUACCUGCUUUGUUGGAGAAAAUAAGUUCCACUUCUGGAUUCAUCGAUAGCCACAUUCCCUACCAACAAGCGAAGGUGGGGGAAUUCAGAAUUCCGAAGUUUAAGUUCUCUUUUGGGUUCAAAGCUUCAGAAGCUCUGAAGGGUUUGGGCUUGACUGCACCAUUUACCGGUGAAGAUGGCCUGACAGAGAUGGUUGAUUCCCCUUCCAUGGGCAAGAACUUGAAUGUUUCAAGCAUUUUCCACAAAUCUUUUAUCGAGGUUAACGAAGAGGGCACAGAAGCUGCUGCAGCCUCUGCCGGAGUUAUAAAGCUCCGGGGCUUGCUCGUGGAAGAGAAGAUAGAUUUCGUGGCUGACCAUCCUUUCCUCUUCUUGGUUAGAGAAAACAUAACGGGAGUGGUUCUGUUCAUCGGUCAAGUCCUCCAUCCUCUGCAAAAUUAACACAACUUGUUGUUCCUCCUGUUGUCGUUGUUAUAUGGAGAGAAUGCUGACACCCUAAAUGGCUUAAGCUUAGCUUUGCCUUGUUUGGCUUUGUAAUGUGAAUGAGAGAACCAACCUUGAGAUUGUUGACUAUCGCUUCAUGCUUGUUGGGUUCUGUGAUUUGACUUUCCAGCGUCUAAGACUAUUGUCACGGAUUUAGAGUUUUCUUGAACCAAUCCGUGCGACACUUGAACGUUUUUGGAAUGAAACGGAAGAAAUUUUUGUA